ACCAAGGCCGUGGGAGACACAGGGGACUCCCUGUCCCCCAGCCUGGACUUCCAGCUCUGCCAAGGCGACCAGGUCCCCUCAGCCUGCAGGCCACUUGCAGAUACAGCGGAUGCUCAUGGCUGUCUGUGUUCCUUGCCACUGGGAUCGGCCAGGUCUGCCCUGCUCGCCUGCCCCAACAGCCUAGACGUAUACAUGUGCACGCUGCAGCCAGCACCCCGGGACACACUCUCACAGGAACUCAGAGAGGAGCCCUUAAGCAUGAAGCACCAGGCAUGGGGGCCACAGGCCAGUUCCACGGAUGACAGGAAGCUCACAGCCAAGUACCCAUCACGCAGCGACGAGACGGGAAGCUGGCUGGGAAAAGCUGGCUUGGGCCCCACUUGUCUGUCCUUUCCUCCUCUUUACAGCCCUUCUCCAAUCCCCUGGCUGAAGAGGAAGUGCCCUAGCCCCGUUUCCACCCCUGUCACCAAGCAGCUCCCAUUCUGUCUCCCCCAGUUCUACCCUGGGCACCCACUGCUCCUGCCCCCACCUUGCCUACUCCCCUGUGGGGCUCAGCCUUCUGUCCAUGGCCGCUACCUCUUCAUGGUGCCUCAAGACACCAGCUAUCAUCCCAUGCCAGUGCCUAGCUUGCUGAUGAUGGCCAAUGAACCUGGGCACCACAGCGCACAGCAGGGAACCCUGUCUCCUUGCCUGGGAGUUUUUCAAACCUCUGGUCGAGCUCGACCCUCCAGGUCCCCCAAUCCAGGCUCCAGAGCAAAUGUGCUGACCUACUGCCCAAGGUUGGAGCAUGCUGGUGUGACUUCUCUGGCCAAGCGGCUCCCUCUGAGCUCCCGGGCAGGCACUGCAGCCCUGCCUUACCCGCUGAAGAAAGAGAAUGGCAAGAUCUUGUACCAGUGCAACGUGUGCAACAAGAGCUUUGGGCAGCUCUCCAACCUCAAGGUUCACCUGAGGGUGCACAGCGGGGAACGUCCAUUCCAGUGUGUCCUGUGCCUCAAGAGCUUCACCCAGCUCGCCCACCUGCAGAAGCACCACCUGGUGCACACAGGAGAGCGGCCCCACCAGUGUCCGAUGUGCUACAAACGCUUCAGCAGCUCCAGCAACCUCAAGGCCCACCUGCGCCUGCACAUGGGGGUUCUGCCUUCCCAGUGCAGCAUCCGGCCCGGUCCCUGCAGCCAACACAGUCGCCUGAAGCUGCCCCGGCCACUGCGUGUCCCACGGGCCCAUACCCCCCUGACACGGGCCUCCAUGGCCUCGGCCCAGGGGUACCAUGGAACUUUAGAUCUGGUGCCCAUGUCAUCGGAAAAGCAGACGGGCUGGUAUGUGGUCAGGAUGUCCUCUGCAUCUCCAAGAAGGCAAGGGCAGUCAAUGUGAGCCCUGGGACCAGGACAGCCUUGGAACGGGGUGGCGGGGAUGGGGAGCAAGAGAUUAAAAGGUUUUCUCAAAGGCUUAGUGGGUUUCCUGCGCUUCAACACUGGGCAUUGGAGGAGCCAAGUGUAUUCCUAAACUCUAAUAACCUGCUUGGGGUGUGAGGUGGCACCUUGCAACAUCCUGCAGAGGCUUGAGCAGCUGGUGGGUGAGCCAGGACGGAGGGUCUGGUCCCAUCUAGGUCACAGACAGCGAGCAGAACCCAAACCCUGCCUAAGGGAGGUGGCUCAGGCCCCUACCGCAUGCCGGGGCAGCCCAACCGAGGGAGCUCCACUUCAUCCCCUGCUUCUGUGUGACCCAGACCAGCGCAUCUCUCUCCUUCCUGUCUCUAACACUUAGCUGGGUGUGGCUCUGUUCUCUGCCACCCACUCACAGCUCCUAGGCAGCCACCAUGCCCCGAGGUCAGGCAGGGGAAGCCAGGAAGAACAUACAAGAUGUCGGCGUCAUUCAUGACCCGGAAACAUGACGCUCCCUCCGUGUCAAGAGCAUCGCUUCAGAGGG
Ochotona princeps (American pika) is the source of this 1926-nucleotide messenger RNA. It is a transcript of the gene ZNF683, whose product is annotated as zinc finger protein 683. Gene Ontology annotation, molecular function: DNA-binding transcription factor activity; RNA polymerase II cis-regulatory region sequence-specific DNA binding; histone deacetylase binding. Gene Ontology annotation, cellular component: nucleus; cytoplasm. NCBI's taxonomy places the organism in Eukaryota, Metazoa, Chordata, Mammalia, Lagomorpha, Ochotonidae. Gene Ontology annotation, biological process: cell fate commitment; regulation of transcription by RNA polymerase II. The record is from RefSeq and is a predicted model, not a curated record.